Ceratitis capitata (Mediterranean fruit fly) is the source of this 3292-nucleotide messenger RNA. RefSeq names its product serine/threonine-protein kinase OSR1 (gene fray). Gene Ontology annotation, biological process: protein phosphorylation. The coding region runs from base 317 to 2641 and encodes 774 amino acids. The transcript is spliced from 2 exons. Gene Ontology annotation, molecular function: protein serine/threonine kinase activity; protein serine/threonine kinase activator activity; ATP binding. Lineage: Eukaryota; Metazoa; Arthropoda; Insecta; Diptera; Tephritidae. The record is from RefSeq and is a predicted model, not a curated record.
GUGAAAUAAUAAUAAAAUUAAAUUAAAUAUAAUAAACAAAACGCAUACACACCUUUAAACGUUUUCGGCUGCACGAUAUUUACUAUCGAAACCCCACUUUGUUGUGAUCUGUUGUGCAGUUAGCGCGUCGUGAGCUGUAGCGCCUAUAAACCGUUUUUUUCUGUGUCCAGCAGUGUUUUUUUUUGCAUCGCGUGUGCGUUGAUUUGGCUUAGUGGAAAUCCAAACUGUCUAAUAAUCGUACUUCCGAAAGUUUUCAGCCGUUUCCUCGAUUUCAUUAGUGCAGGGAGAUUUCCACUCCCUGGUGGAGUGUUUGAAGAUGAAGUUUUUGGAUGUUUUUUGCUUUCGACAAAGAGUUGCAUUCUUCGAUAAGCAAGAGGGAAUACUGACCUUCUGUCUGACAUCCAGAGGCACUGUUUCAACAACAAAUCGAACGUAUUUGUCAAGUGAAAUUGCAACCGAGCCGGAGCUAAGUGCGGAUACGCCAGCCUAUUAUAGAUCUCGUGACGAAGACUACGAUACAAUAAACAAUAAUAAUAAUAAUAAUAAUAGUAGCAACAACAACACUAAGUACAUCUACACAAUCAGCAAAGCCGAAGACGAAAGCUUAGCGAAUACAGUGGUACGACAACAACCAAAAUCAUCCAGUAAUUCAAACCCGCCCACAGACUUGUUAAAGCAGCCACUGACAAACGGCAGAAACGCAAUCCAAACCUUAUCUGCAACAGAUUUGGUGCGUAAUUUACGUUUAGAAAACAAAUUACCCUCCACUGCUAAACGUAGUCCGCACGAGGCGUCUACUAAGAAAGCCAGCGCAACCAAAACACCAGUCACGGCUACUUUAUCCAUAACAAAAUCCAUACAGAAUCUACAAAGUAAAAGUCCGAAAAUGGCUUCUAGCGCUAAUUUAAAUAGUACAGGUGCGCCAGCUGCGGCACAUUCAACAUCUGAGAAGCAGCCCUGGCCCAAUUCGAAGGACGAUUACGAGCUGCGCGAUGUCAUUGGUGUGGGCGCAACCGCCGUCGUUCACGCCGCACUCUGCCUGCCACGCAAUGAGAAGUGCGCCAUUAAACGCAUCAAUUUGGAAAAGUGGAACACGUCUAUGGAUGAAUUGCUCAAGGAGAUACAGGCGAUGUCGUCGUGCAAUCACGAAAAUGUCGUCACCUAUUAUACAUCGUUUGUGGUGCGCGAGGAGUUGUGGUUGGUGUUGCGUCUACUCGAGGGCGGCUCACUGUUGGACAUAAUCAAGCACAGAAUGCGCACGGCGAAUUGUAAGCAUGGUGUCUUUGAUGAGCCAACCAUCGCUACGGUGUUGAAGGAGGUACUCAAGGGUCUCGAGUAUUUCCACUCGAAUGGUCAGAUACAUCGUGACAUCAAGGCGGGUAAUAUACUGAUCGGUGAUGAUGGUACUAUACAAAUUGCCGAUUUCGGUGUUAGUGCUUGGUUGGCAACCGGUCGUGAUCUGUCACGGCAGAAGGUGCGUCACACAUUUGUCGGCACACCCUGUUGGAUGGCGCCCGAGGUGAUGGAGCAGGAUCAUGGUUAUGACUUUAAGGCGGACAUUUGGUCAUUUGGCAUAACUGCCAUUGAGAUGGCUACCGGCACAGCACCCUACCACAAGUAUCCACCCAUGAAGGUGUUGAUGUUGACAUUACAAAAUGAUCCGCCCACAUUGGAUACCGGCGCGGAUGAGAAGGAUCAAUACAAAGCCUACGGCAAGACAUUCCGAAAAAUGAUUGUGGAAUGCCUGCAAAAGGAGCCCUCAAAACGACCCACCGCCAGUGAAUUGCUGAAGCACGCCUUCUUCAAGAAGGCCAAAGACCGCAAAUAUCUCACACAAACACUGCUCGCCUCCGGCCCGUCGAUGGAAACGCGUGUGCACAAAGCAGCCAAGCGGCAACCCGGCGCUUCGGGCCGCCUACAUCGCACUGUCACCGGCGAAUGGGUGUGGUCGAGUGAGGAGGAAGACAACGGCGGCAAACAUCAUUCAUCAGACUCUGAAUCGGACGAUCGACCAAUUAAUCGUCUGGAACGCGCCGAUUCCUCAGAUAGCGAUCAUGAUGACUACUCAGAGACCACAGCAACUGCAACGGAACCGGUACAGCAGCAACUACCAGCUACUGCUGCUGGUGCUACUGCUGCACCAGCCGCAAAUGUACCAACACCAGCUAUGAAUAUACCUACGCCUGUUGUUGCUGCUGCACCAAACAACAAUGUAGCGCCACCACAACCAAUCGAUGCUGCUGCAUUAGCACAGGCCACAGCCGGCUUAGCGCAAAUGCCCAUGCCUUCAGUAGUGCCGGCCGCCGCAGCAGCAGGGGUAGCAGUAGUAGCGGAUGUCGGCGAAGCACCACCUGUCAAUCUAGUGCUGCGCAUGCGCAAUCAACGACGCGAGCUACAUGACAUACGUUUUGAGUUUGCCGUGGGCAAAGAUUCAGCCGAAGGCAUUGCCAUGGAAUUGGUCGACGCCGGACUCGUCGACGCGUUAGAUACGCAACCAAUGGCUGUGCAUUUGCAACAAUUAAUUGAACAGCGCGCAGGGCUGAAAACCAUAACGUUCCAAUUGAAUUCGGGCGUACAGCCGGGUGAGGUGCUCGACGAUCGCUCCCUGGUGGGGUAUGCGCAGAUAUCGAUAACGGAUUAGGAGGAGUCGGAAGAGCAGUGCGGUGUGUUGGAUUGUGUUGUUGGCGAUUUGGCGAUGUCGGCGGCAUCGGUAAUACCGAUUGUUUGAAUAUGAACGCUGGAGUCGCGUGUGAGGGGGAAUCGAUGAAAAUUGAGCAUGCGCCUGCAUAUAUGCAACAUUGUUGGGUUAUGGUUUUAAACAUUAGAAUUGUAUGUCAUUUUAAAAUUGUAAUAUUUUAAAAUAUUUGUAUGUAUGUAUUUGCCAAAACACACCGCUUGUUAGCGUUUAACAUAUGAAAUCGAUUAUAUUAAAAUAUAUUAUUAAUUUAAUAAUAAAUAAUAAUAAUAUUAUAAAUUUUUUUUUGGGCAUAAUAAAGUGUUUAGUUUAUAAUACUGAUAAAAAUAGUUGAUGAUCUGCAAGGCACCUUUAUGCAGCGAGGUCGCUGUAGACACACACCCCCACAUCCACUCACAACUGAAAGUACUUACGAUUACAUGUAAUUCUCAAAACUUGUAAUUAUUUAUUGUGUAUUCUUUUUUGUAUAUGUUGUAUGUAUAAUUACUCGUAGCAUAAAGCGCCGUUCUUAUGCAGCCGCCACCUCCUAACACUGAUAAAGGAGGUGCUGGAGCAAAAAAUAAAAAAAAACUAUAUAUAUAUAUAUAAAUAAAUAAA